ACUGCCUCCGCCCGCUCGCCGCACCUACCCUACCGCGAGCGUCAGAGCCGCACGAGCGCCGCGGCCAAAGAGAGCUUGCUUGCUUGGCCCGCUCCGAUGGCCCGCGACGGCGCGUCGGCGGAGCGGCGCCGGGUGGCGCUGCGGGUCCUGCUCGCGCGCGGCGAGGGCUCCUCGUCGUCCUCCCCGCCGCCGCGGGGGCCCGAGGAGGAGGCGCGGCGGGGCAAGCAGCAGUGGCUCGCGCUCCGCCUGCGCGACCUCGGCUGCGCGUCCGCCGCCGCCUCCCGGGCCCACGCGCCCGUCGCCGCCUCGGCCUCCGUGCGCCCGGCCCCGGACGCGUUGGAGGAGGGCGAGGAGCAAGAGGGGGAGGAGGAGUGGCGCGGGGCCCGGCAGCAGCGGCGGCGGAGGCGGAGGGAGAGGAGAAGCGCGAGGGGCGCGGGCGGCGGAGGCCUCGCGGGGGCGGGCGGAGGGGUCGCCGGGGACGUGUGGUGCACCUGCACCCCGGGGAUUCCCUUCGCCGCCGAGGCGUCGUCCGUGGACUGCGUCGUCGCGCGCCACCACACGGCAGCUCCAGGCCGCCGCGGGGACGGGGAGAGGCGACACCGGGAGAGGACCGCCGAGCAGCGGGCGCGCAGGGUCACCAUGCGGGAGCACAUAUCCUCCUCCUUCAUGGACUCGCCGCCGCGCUUCCACAUGCCCUUCCACGACGCCGACCUCCUGCAUUCAGGCCGCCACCGCCACGCCCACCCCUACGACAGGACAGACCAAGAGAUAAUGAUGUUUCGAACGAGACUACUGUUGGGAAGAAUGGGCAUGUAUGAUCAAUACCAGGAUUGGCGCCUUGACGUUGAUAACAUGAAUUACGAGGAGCUACUCGCCCUCGAGGACAGGAUCGGCUAUGUAAGCACAGGGCUGCGCGAAGACGAGAUCGUCCGCGGCCUUAGGGUGGGCAAACACCUGGCGUUCGACCGCAAGCAUUUCUCAACAGAGACGGAGCGGAGCUGCAGCAUUUGUCAAGAAGAGUUUGAAGCAAGCGAAGAGAUAGGGAGGCUGAGCUGCGGCCACGGCUACCAUGUGCACUGCAUCAAGCAGUGGCUCUCCCGGAAGAACGCCUGCCCACUUUGCAAGGUCGCCGUCUCAAAACCAUGAGAGGCUCCUACGCCACAGUUUGUAUUUUCUGGUAGAAUACUUGUAUUCAUAUCAUAUCUGAAAGGGUGGUUGUUCUGUAUACGUAGUUCUGCUUGUACAGCCCCCUCUGAUGCUCUGCAUAUACACACUGUUGUUGUAAAAAAGAUAACACAGGCACACAUGCUAUAUAGAAAUGAUAUUCUUGUCCC
Triticum dicoccoides is the source of this 1334-nucleotide messenger RNA. RefSeq names its product E3 ubiquitin-protein ligase MBR2-like. Lineage: Eukaryota; Viridiplantae; Streptophyta; Magnoliopsida; Poales; Poaceae. Gene Ontology annotation, molecular function: ubiquitin protein ligase activity. The record is from RefSeq and is a predicted model, not a curated record. The transcript has 5 exons. The coding region runs from base 97 to 1146 and encodes 349 amino acids.